UUAUUGGAGCAGCUGUUAUCUCAUUUUAUAAUGAGAAGAUACAAAUCAAAAGCCUUGCAACCUGUAUUUGAACAGAAUAUUUGUAUACAUGUCAGUCUCUGAUAUUGUCAGAUAUGAAUUUGAUUUUUUGAGUGAUAACCAUCAGCACAAACCUGGAAUGCACUCAGUAGCCUUUAAAGGUCCCACCUGUUAUCUUAUCUUAUAUGGCUACUAUUUCCUUUAUGAAUCAAACAAAUUACCUACCUGACUGAUUACAUCAUAAACAAUAAUUCUGGACCAGACUGUGUUUUUAAUUUGCAUGAUCACACACAGAUGCAUUUGGAUUGUUCUCGUUUUUACCCUUAUUUCACAUCAUUAGUAUAUGAAGUGAAUAUUUAUGGACAGCUUGAUAGUGAGAACAUUGUGAGUAAAUGAUCAUUCCAAAGGCACCGGUUUCUGUAGAUACUUAGCCGGGCAUCACGAGAUCUUUUGCUCUGUUAGCGUAAAAUUAACCUCGGGUAAUUGCUCAACCUUUGCCCACUUUCAACCUUUGGUCCGUUCUACAGUAUUCACAGCCUCUUAACACCGAUAUUCUCUUCAGUGUAGCCUCUGGAACUGGUCCUGUAAAGACAAGUAACAAGAAAAGCAUGUGUGGGUGUUAAGAGUCAUCUGUCCGGUUGACCUCGCUGCCCCUGAACACGGAGCUGCCGCUUGCUUUACCCCUGACCGUCCAGUGAGGCUCACUCCACACCAUGUCUGCAGAGGUGGAGAACAGCGCGCCCGUCCCUGCCGAUCCCAGCACCGCAUCCCCGUCUACAGCCUCGGCCUCCAAUACCCCUCCCACGUCCCCUGCCACAUCCAAGGUCCCUUUCAAGAAAGAGAAGAAGAAAGUCCCAGAGAAGACAGAUGAGUACCUGGUGGGAAGGUUUCAAGGGGACGGCGUGAGGUACAAGGCCAAGCUGAUUGGCAUCGACGAUGUCCCGGAGGCCAGAGGAGACAAGAUGUGCCAGGACUCCAUGAUGAAACUUAAGGGUAUGGCAGUAGCUGCUCGGUCUCAAGGUAAACACAAACAGAGGAUCUGGGUCAACAUUUCCUUGUCGGGCAUCAAGAUCAUUGAUGAAAGAUCAGGAGUGAUUGAGCACGAACAUGUGGUGAACAAGAUCUCCUUCAUCGCCAGAGACGUAACAGAUAACAGGGCGUUUGGAUAUGUGUGCGGAGCAGAAGGGCAGCAUCAGUUCUUUGCCAUAAAGACUGCACAACAGGCGGAGCCCCUGGUGAUUGACCUGAAGGAUCUGUUCCAGGUCAUCUUUAACAUGAGGAAGAAAGAGGCAGAGGCCUCACAGAAGGUUGAAAAUGGCAGCACUGUAGUUGAGAAUGGAAGUGAUGCCUUGCUAAGUGUGGAUGCUGAAGUAAAAGCUGCCAAACCAGUGGAGCAGCUUGACCUUUUUGGAGCUAUGUCGACCCCUCCAGACAUCCAGGCUCCAAAUGGCUCUAAUGAUAUUCUUUUGCUGGACUUUUCUGCUGAAGUUGACAGCAAUCAGAAUUGCAUAAAGGGAGAUUUCUUUGUAACUUCCUGUGCCCCUGACCGAAGGGCAUCUCCCCAGACAGAGAACCCCUUUUCCUUAACAUUUGGCUACUUUCCAACUCCAGACACCGACCCUUUCAGAGAUGACCCCCUUUCUCGUUUGGCACCCGAUAAUUCACACGUCGCCCUCACCACCACUAAUCACCUAAACAACACUGCUGGCAACACCAGUAAGACAAUUAUUAACGGAGACUCUGAAUGUCUUAGUCAGCAGAUAAAUGGGUUGACUAGUGAAACCAUGAUCCUCGCUCUCAGUAAUGGACAAUGGCCACUAGGGGGCAAAAUAACUCAGGGCAACACAAUUACGUUGAUGGACGGGAAUGAAUCUGGACAAGUUCUCUCAUCCAAAAACCCGUUUUUUGACUCAUCUUUGCAAACUACCCCUGCCUCAAAUGGCAUAACUCACCAGCCACAACCCCCAGUGACCCAGAGCAAGGAUUCAGUAGUCAUAAAUCCCCCUCCGCAGAGCUCUAAGGCUGGACGAGGUCGAAGGAGUGUAAAGUCCAACACAGGUGACCUAUUUGGAGCAGAGCUGUUUGCUGCUCCUGGUAAUUCAGAAGGGUCAUCUGCUUCAGGUGACCUCUUCAACAGUACACCUGCCAUUUCCACUUCCUCCGCUAUGGCUGCUCUGGGGAAUCUUCAGUUAGGUCCUCCAGCUACCACAAGUAUUCCAACUACAGGCAUGUGGGGAGUCCCCACCGCUGCACCCUCCAUGUUCCCCAUGCCAGGAGUGACAGCUCCAGGCCCUGGGUUCAGCUUCUCACAGCCAUCUGCCUUUGGUGGUCUCCCAAUACCACCUACAGCCUGGGGCCAGCAGAUGCCACCUCAGAUUAGUGCGCCGCCUUUAUCUCCACCCCACAUCUUCUGCCAGCCUGCCCCUGCUGCACCAGCUGGCGCUAUGACCAAUCCUUUCCUGUCUGGGGCAUUCCCUGCAAUGGGUGACCAGCAAGGUCCAUCACGCCCCCCUCCUAGGCCACCUGGAAAGGAAGCUACUCCAAAGGUAGAGAACAAUGCCUUCACAGCUUUGGACCCCCUUGGAGAUAAAGAGAAGAAGACUGGAAAGGAUAUGUUCAAGGACUUCCAGCUUGCCAAACCCCCUGCCAUCCCAGCAAGGAAAGGGGAGCUUGGGUCUAACUCUGCUCCAGCGCCCAGCAGCAGUACAGCCGCAGCAUUUGAUCAGUACUUUUCCAAUAAAGUGGGCCUGGCUCAGGAUACUGCAGAUCAUGAUGACUUCGAUAUAAAUCAGAUGUCAGCAGUUACUAAUGAUGUUCCUAAAACUGCUCCAGCUGCUGCUCCAGCUCCUGCUAACCCUGGCCUCCUCGAUGCCACCUUCUCUCCAACUUCAAACAAUGAAGACAUGUUUGAUAAAGCAUUUGGGGCCCCAGAUUCCAGUCCUUUUGGAGUGCCACCUGUAGCUAUGCAGACGGCUGCCGUUGGUCAGACUUCUGGUUCAACAGAUGCUUUUGGGGAUCCUUUUGGAAAUCCCUUUGCUUGACCAUAACUUUGUCCAUAAUUGAAAUGGUGUAAAUGGAGCAAAUGGAGAUCUUCACAUCAAAUAACAUCGUUGGGACGAGCUGCUACGGCGUGCGCAAGACAAUCCAAAUAAUGAACUCUUCUAACUGUUGUCCCUGAACCACCGUUCUUUGUUCUGUCCAAUCAGUAGUUUCCUUAUUUCUAAAGACCAGUGAUCUAAGAAAUAAAUGUUGAAAAUCUGCUGAAGAAAGAAAUGUGGCAUGUGAGAUAAGGCAUAUCCAAAGAGGUUCACUGCUGAUGCUGUCUGUGUUAAUGAAAUAAAGUAAUUCAAUCAUAACGAUA
Molecule: messenger RNA, 3379 nt
Organism: Scatophagus argus
Lineage: Eukaryota; Metazoa; Chordata; Actinopteri; Scatophagidae
Gene: dab2
Product: DAB adaptor protein 2
Exons: 15
Coding region: 732-3059 (775 amino acids)
Biological process (GO): negative regulation of canonical Wnt signaling pathway; positive regulation of endocytosis; receptor-mediated endocytosis
Cellular component (GO): plasma membrane
Source: RefSeq, a predicted model, not a curated record